AUAAACGAAUGUGCUACUUUCCCUCUCUAAUAUUUUGUGUUCACAUUCAUUCUUGUUCCAUUUCCACAAUUACAAACGACAACAUUGCAACAUCAAUAAUUGUGUAUAUAUAUAUGAGAAGAAGUAAAUAAAAUUGCAAAAAUUGUUGAAAAUGUCGGCAAAUGAUCAAUUAAGAUUUGAUGGUCGUGUGGCGAUCGUUACGGGUGCCGGUGCUGGACUGGGUCGUGAAUAUGCAUUAUUAUUUGCUGAACGAGGAGCAAAGGUUGUUGUCAAUGAUUUGGGUGGCAGCACCUCAGGCGAAGGUUCAAGCAAAGCAGCCGAUAUUGUUGUAAACGAAAUUCGGGCAAAAGGCGGUAUUGCAUGCGCAAAUUAUGAUUCAGUGACUGACGGCGAUAAAAUAAUCAAAACGGCCAUGGAUAAUUUUGGACGAGUUGAUAUUUUAGUAAAUAAUGCUGGCGUAUUGAGAGACAAAAGUUUUGCAAAAAUUUCCGAACAAGAUUUGAAUAUCAUAAUGGAUGUUCAUUUCAAGGGAAGCUUUAAAACAACACAAGCGGCUUGGCCAAUAUUCAAAAAGCAAAAUUAUGGUCGUAUUAUCAUGACGACGAGUAACUCAGGAAUUUAUGGAAAUUUUGGUCAGGCAAAUUACGGUGCAGCAAAAAUGGCUCUCGUUGGAUUGUGCAACACAUUGGCCAUUGAAGGCGAACGGAAUAAUAUUCAUUGCAAUUGCAUCGUUCCAACAGCCGCAUCACGUCUCACUCAAGAUGUUCUACCGGAAAUUCUAUACAAUGAAUUGAAGCCAAAAUUAAUAGCUCCCGUUGUUACUUACUUAUGCCAUGAGUCAAGUACCGAUAAUGGAGCCAUCAUCGAAUCAGCAGCCGGAUGGGCAACAAAGUUGCAUACGGUGCGCGGAAAGGGAGCAAUUCUACGUUCGUCCAUAAUGGAAGAUGUAACACCGGAAAAGGUUCGAGAUGCAUGGGAACGUGUAACUGAUAUGUCAAACACUGAGCGAAUGAGUUCAAUUGCUGAGGCCACUGGUAGUUUAGUUGGAAUCCUUGACCAACUCGAAGUAGAUCAAAAAGCCGGAUCACAAAACGGCCAACAACACCAGGACAUAUUUUCAUUUGGAAAUAAAGAUUUAAUACUAUAUGCACUUGGCGUGGGUUGUACCGUAAAAGAUUCAAUCGAUUUGAAAUUUUUAUACGAAAAUCAUCCGGACUUUACAUCGUUGCCAACUUAUUUCAUAAUGCCAGCGUUGUUAUUGGCAAUGUCAUCGACUUUGACACAAUCGGCAAUUACACAUACGCAAUUUGAUUUAUCACAAGUACUGCAUGGUGAACAAUAUUUGGAAGUGUGUGAUGAACUACCUACGGAGGGUAGUGUUUCCACAAGCGGAUCUGUUAUUGAUGUUGUUGAUAAACGAUCUGGAGCCGUCGUCGUUUUAAAUUGCGAUUCGUUCGAUCAAAAUGGAAAAUUAUUGUUUAAAAAUCAACUCUCAACGUUUGUUGUUGGGGCCGGAAACUUUGGUGGCAAAACAAAAGCAUCGGAUGAGGUUAAACCGGUGAUUCCAACACCAAAUCGUCCAUUUGAUGCGUCAAUCAAAUAUACAACUAGCGUUGAUCAAGCUGCCCUAUAUCGACUAUCUGGCGAUUUGAAUCCAUUGCAUAUUGAUCCGGAGUUUGCAAAAUUGGGUGGACACAAAGUGCCAAUAAUGCAUGGCUUGUGCACGUUGGGCUUUUCAGUGCGAGCGAUUUUAUCAACAUAUGCUGACAACGAUGCAUCCCUAUUUAAAGCGGUUAAAGCACGUUUCACAAAACCGGCCAUACCCGGUCAAACGCUCGAAAUUCAAAUGUGGCAAAAUGGCAAUCGAAUUCACUUCAAAACCGUUAUUGUUGAUACUGGAAUCGAAGUGAUAACAAGCUCUUAUGUUGAUUUGAAGGAAGUUAAAAAGUCGAAGGCUACUCCAAUGGCAAAUUCAUCGAAUUCAACAAAAUCAUCCGUUGAACUAAAAAGUGAUGUUAUUUUCCAAACAAUUAGCGAACGUAUUAAAGAAAACAUUGAAAAGGCCAAAUCAGUGAAUGGCAUAUUCCUGUAUAACAUCACAAAAGAUGGCCAAAUCGCUAAAAAAUGGACAAUCGACUUGAAGAGCGCAAUAUUGUAUGAAGGCCCACCGAAUGGUGUCAAUGCAGACACAACGCUUACCGUGAACGAUGAUGAUUUCGUUGAUAUUGCACUCGGAAAAAUCAAUCCUCAGGUUGCAUUUAUGAAGGGAAAACUCAAAAUAGCCGGAAACAUUAUGCUGACGCAAAAGCUUCUUCCACUGCUUAAAACUGGACCAAAGCUUUGAGCAAAUUACUUUAAUUGCAUUCAUUCCAGUGACGUGGUCACUCUAUGAGAAUAACACAUGGUUUAAGGGUUUGGUGCUUGCUGAAUGAUUUUUAUCACAUUUUUACAUGGGUUAAAUGUAGAUACUAAGACACGAUUGUUAUGAAUUUCAAAUUCAAAAUCCAAUGGCAUUGUCCGCAAUAUGUUGCAUUUCA
Molecule: messenger RNA, 2537 nt
Organism: Contarinia nasturtii (swede midge)
Lineage: Eukaryota; Metazoa; Arthropoda; Insecta; Diptera; Cecidomyiidae
Gene: Mfe2
Product: peroxisomal multifunctional enzyme type 2
Exons: 10
Coding region: 152-2344 (730 amino acids)
Molecular function (GO): oxidoreductase activity
Source: RefSeq, a predicted model, not a curated record